AUGGCCCGUAGUGAUGAAGCGGAGUGGUGGUUCAAUGCCGUUUACGCAGCAGUCCAGCAAGUCCCUAGGGGACGUGUUACAAGCUACGGUCAUAUUGCUCGUUUGCUAGGAAGGUCCGAACGUCCUCGACAGGUCGGCGUCUGUCUAAAGCAUCUACCGUCUUCCUCAGCAAACACAAAUCAUCAUUUCCACGAUGCUAACGUUCCAUGGCAACGAGUCAUCAACGCCAAAGGUAUCAUAUCACCAAGAGGUCCAGGCGGUGCUACGAGACAAGCGGCGUUCCUAGGGCGAGAAGGAGUCACUGUUGGAACUGGCGAUCUAGGAGAACUAACGGUAGAUCUGAGCGCAUAUGGGUGGUUUCCUCAGUUCCUAACGAGCGACGGGGCUGAGGCUAGUGAGUCAGAAGAAGAAGAGGGCAGUGGCUGA
Molecule: messenger RNA, 426 nt
Organism: Letharia columbiana
Lineage: Eukaryota; Fungi; Ascomycota; Lecanoromycetes; Lecanorales; Parmeliaceae
Exons: 5
Coding region: 1-426 (141 amino acids)
Biological process (GO): DNA repair
Molecular function (GO): catalytic activity
Source: RefSeq, a predicted model, not a curated record